Messenger RNA from Pichia membranifaciens NRRL Y-2026, 1731 nucleotides. RefSeq lists its product as hypothetical. Gene Ontology annotation, biological process: DNA-templated transcription. NCBI's taxonomy places the organism in Eukaryota, Fungi, Ascomycota, Pichiomycetes, Pichiales, Pichiaceae. The transcript has a single exon. Gene Ontology annotation, molecular function: DNA binding; zinc ion binding. The annotation marks the transcript as partial. The record is from RefSeq and is a predicted model, not a curated record.
AAGCUGCCGCCGGGCAUCAAAAUCAAGAAUAAUAGCAUAGACAAUGACAGGUUGAUUAUGGAUAAAUUCGGUCACACUCAUUUUAUCGGAAAUUUUGGAACAGCAUCACUAUUGAACGGAUUGUGCGAUAUCAUCAUCAAAAGAUCAUACAAUCAGCAAAAUCCACCCACAUCUACCCAAGAUAUCCGUGAUAGCUCGGUGCAAACUAUCACCUCUGAAAAUGUGCCCGUCUACCAAUACCCUACACAUUUAUACAACCUGGAUACCAUAAACGUUGACCGGUUUCCUCUGAUCAAUAUAGUCGAGAGAAAUGAAGCUGAUGCAUACGUCAAAGUUUUUUUUGAAAAAGUUCAUCCAUACUAUUUCAUUUUUAUUGAAAGUCACUUUAUGGACAAAUAUGAAAUAUUUUGGGAAGAACUAGAUUCAGAUGUAAUCAAGGAUACUGAGAGAUCACAUACAUUGUCCAGAUUGAGCAGUGCUGAGAUUUGUACAAUUUAUACUGUAUGGAUCUUAGGAAGACGCUUUCAGCAAUAUGCAGAUCCUGAAAACCUUCCUGAGGAUUCGGUGCUUGAUCAGGAUAUGAUCGGUAAAUUCAUUGAUAUAAUAAAGUUAUCUCUAUCAGAUGUGGUGCUAACACCUUCCAUUGAUGGCAUUCGUUUGUUAAUUCUAUUUUCUGUUUAUUUGUCAAGUAUAAAGGUCAGGGAAAGCGGUUAUUGCUUGAUGGAGCUAGCGGCCAUUCAAGCGAAAAGUUUAGGAUUGCAUAGGAAAUCAAUAGUCAAUAAAUUUAAUGACCAAAAAUCUGAUGUCAUGAAGAGGAUAUUAUGGUCCCUAGCUAAGGCCGAAACAACUCUUUGCUGUUCUUUUGGGAGAGCGAGUGCCAUUCCAUGGGAAGAGAUUGAUAUUCAUUUCCCUGUCAUUGAAGAUGAGACUGAUGAACAUUUCAAAAUAUACUAUUUACAAAGCUGCAAUUUAACAAAAAUUAUAUUUGAAAUUCUCGAUUAUAAAAAGAAAACUCAAAGAGAUCCAUUAUCGCUGGUGAGUAUCGAAAAGGCACUUUACUUCAAAAAAAAGCUUGAAAGCUUUUGGAGCAAUUUGCCGGAAAGUUGGAAAGAUUAUAAAUCACUGCCUAUCAAAAGGUAUAAGCCAAAGUUGCAUAUUCAGUAUCAUUACUAUUACAUCACAUUGACUCUUCCAAUGUUUUUACAUAUUGUUAAUUCGCAUAAUUACAUAGUGAAGAAUGAUGAUCCUUUUUUGUCAUUACUCGUAUGCGGUAUCAGAUCUUCAUUCAAAACGGCGGAGAUAGUCAGCUACACUGAUUCUAAAGGUUUUUUCAACGGAACCAUUUAUUACGAUGUUUUCUACUGCUAUAAUGCUAUCAUGGUUCUAACGCUGACUUAUAUAUUAUUCAAAUCAUCUCAACCCUUUAAAGCAAAACAAAUUAUUGACCUAAAUAAUUUGAACUCAAAUUACAAUAUCAAUCUUGAAGCAAUUCUAGGGUCGAUUAACCUCAUUAGAAAGCUGGUUUUGAACAAUUUGCAUCAAAUAGACGGGACAAUGAAGAGAAUGUCGGACAUUAUUGAAACACUUUUGGAGGAUCUUGGUAUUAUUCAAACACUAGUGAAGAAAUACAACGCACCCGCCAGCAAUGUCAAGAAAAUUGAGGGCAAGGAUGAAAGCGGAAAAACUAGUGUCACCAGUAUUCCUACAGGUUAUAGAAGACUCAAAAUCAAC